Molecule: messenger RNA, 165 nt
Organism: Exophiala spinifera
Lineage: Eukaryota; Fungi; Ascomycota; Eurotiomycetes; Chaetothyriales; Herpotrichiellaceae
Exons: 2
Coding region: 1-165 (54 amino acids)
Biological process (GO): outer mitochondrial membrane organization
Source: RefSeq, a predicted model, not a curated record
AUGGCGCUACCCAAUCUACGCCGGCUGUUCGUCGAAGCGCGCACGGAAGCCGAGGAAAAUGAGUACUCUCGAAACGCGUUCUACAACCUUGUUUUGUUCAUUUCCUCAGUAGCUGUCUUCAGCCUGGUGGCACAACGCAUGAGCAACAACAAAAGCAUCCGGUAA